AUGAAAUUUUACAUUGCUUUGUUCUUCAUGACUGCAUUAAUUGCAAGAAUAAACUGCGGUAGUGAUCCAUUCAGUAACUGCGAUAUUCUACCUGAUGCUGGCUUCCCAUGUUCCGGUUCAAUGGGACCUUCUGAUUCCAUAGUUUAUUACUACUAUGACUUCGUAACUGGUUUCUGUGAAGUUCUUGACUACGAAGGCUGUGGAGGCAACGAAAAUAUUUUCCCAAGUCAAAUUGAAUGUGAAACACAUUGCAUCGUACAAGGAGUUGCACGACCCUUUCCUUAA
Molecule: messenger RNA, 285 nt
Organism: Clunio marinus
Lineage: Eukaryota; Metazoa; Arthropoda; Insecta; Diptera; Chironomidae
Source: the annotation of a GenBank genome assembly